Molecule: messenger RNA, 628 nt
Organism: Pyrgilauda ruficollis (rufous-necked snowfinch)
Lineage: Eukaryota; Metazoa; Chordata; Aves; Passeriformes; Passeridae
Gene: SMIM4
Product: small integral membrane protein 4
Exons: 3
Coding region: 138-365 (75 amino acids)
Source: RefSeq, a predicted model, not a curated record
CCCGCCCCGCCCAGCCCAAUCAGGCGAGGCGCUGCUGUGGGGGGGUCACGUGGCGCUCGGCGCGUCCUUCCGUCCGGCCGCGCGCGGGGCCCUCGCGUGGGAGCCGGGAAGGGCGAAGGCGCCGGUGCCGCCCGGCCAUGCUGGUCAGCGAGAGGGUGAAGCGCCUUUUGAAGCUGGUGCCCGGGGAGCGGCGCUUUGGCUUUUACAGGUUCCUGCCCUUCUUCUUUGUGCUCGGCGGAGCCAUGGAGUGGUUCAUGAUCAACGUCCGCAUCGGCAAAGAGACCUUCUGUGAGUGGGAUGAUGUCUACCGUAGGAAACAAUCUGAAAGACUGUACGAGGCAAGGAUGGAGAAAGGGGAAUUUUAGCUGAAACUCUUCAAGGGGGAGCUCCUGAGUCCUUCAACUGUCCAAGUGCCAAAGCAGCAGCACUGCCACGUUGAAGGUGGGGGAAGAUGUUGGCUCUGCAAGAUGAACUGUGAUCCACACGUGUGUGUAAUGCACUCAGAUGGUUCUUCCAUAUCUGUAAUAUUUGUAUUUAAAUGAAGUGAAAAUUUCAUUGUAUUUGGGCCUCUGCCACUAAUUUAAUGUUUGCUUAGUGCUUUUAAAUAAAGUAAACUGAGUAAACAGUC